AAUUCCUUUCCAUGCCUAGCGUACCAUCCGCUCCGUACCGUCCAAUUUGCGGUUGACUCUUGCCCCUCUCAUGCGCUAGGGGACUUACAAUGGCGGCCCCAAAUGCCCCAGAGCCCGAGUACCACUGUUUGCCCGGUCACUUUCACUCACUUCCCCCACGGCACGUCUCUGUUCCGUCUUCCGUCGCCUACUCCACAAUCCAUGAAACCCUGUACUUGGGAUGUACCCCAGCUUCGAGGCAGGCACAGAUGACACCUAGUGUCACGCGGUCAGGCGUUGUUUUCGUAGCUUACCCACCGUCAGCUCUCUUGCGCCCGUUUCCAAUAUCCAAGUUCCUUCGAUUCUAGGAUGGCAAGUUGACA
Aspergillus japonicus CBS 114.51 is the source of this 362-nucleotide messenger RNA. RefSeq lists its product as uncharacterized. The coding region runs from base 90 to 347 and encodes 85 amino acids. The transcript has a single exon. The record is from RefSeq and is a predicted model, not a curated record. Lineage: Eukaryota; Fungi; Ascomycota; Eurotiomycetes; Eurotiales; Aspergillaceae.